Molecule: messenger RNA, 2196 nt
Organism: Ylistrum balloti
Lineage: Eukaryota; Metazoa; Mollusca; Bivalvia; Pectinida; Pectinidae
Product: UBA-like domain-containing protein 2-A
Exons: 3
Coding region: 77-436 (119 amino acids)
Molecular function (GO): protein binding
Source: RefSeq, a predicted model, not a curated record
AACUUCCCCGAUCGAACAACAACAUUGGAUCUAUCUCGCUAAGGAAGCUGUGUUUAUUUCACGCAAUACGACAAAUAUGGAAAAUUUAAAAGAACAAGUUAUGAUAAACCACUUUAUUUCAGCGACAGGCUGCCAUGUAGAGCAAGCUAAACAGUUGUUAACAGCAUCAAAGUGGCAGUUUCAGACGGCUCUUAGUAUGUUCUUUCAAGAAUCGGCCAUUCCUUCGUGUCGAACUUGCAACGGAAACCAUACAAAUGCUCACUAUCCGCUCUGUACGCCUGCUAAUACUCCAGCUACGCCACCCAAUUUCCCAGAUGCACUCGCUGCAUUAUCAAAACUUUCAACAACAGAAAAAUUCAGCUCAUCUCCGUAUGCCACAUCACCUCAGCAGGUUGCACAUUCUCCAAAAGGGAUGGAGAUAGAAACACAGCGAUAGUAAGAACAGGUGCGCUGUUUUAUCUUCUGGAGAUGAUGAUGGAAGAACGGAUGAGGAAGAAAAAGACUUGUGUUAUUCGUCCAUUCUUAGAGGGAGGAAGGUGGAGGGAUGUAAGGACAUGCUGAGCCAUGGGUGGCCAGUGGGUCCUUUUAGGAUGUUUUACAUGUAUUGGAAACAAAGUGCUAUAAUACCUUAAUUGGAUACCUCACUUGUAGUGUAUACCCGUACUACCAUCAGACAUUUUUGUGGAAAGACUAGUUCUUUUCCACCUAGUUAUGUGUGUUUAUCCAAGUGUCUGACAUUAGUCUGAAAUACCCUCUAUAAAUUUCUUGAUGGUAAGUUUUAUUUUCAAUUUGAUCACUAUUGAUAUGAUGUAGUGCUGUGUGAGGAUGUGUGUGAUAUUUAUGAGUUACUGUGAUCAGAGGAGAGAACGAUUGAAGAGUAAAAGUUGUUGCUUAAUCAUGAUAGAUAUAUUUGCCUCAUAUCCCGAUCAGCGUUUUAGUUUGUACGGGAGGUUUGUCAUUUAUCUCUGCCUUUUUAUGAGGCAGUCAGUGUGAGGGUGCCAUUGCUGUAUAUGUUACCGGGAAAUCACAGUCCUGACUGACUUCAGCACCUGGUCCUUCUCACUUAUAGUCAUACUAUCAUGUCUUUCCUUAUUUAACAUGCACCUCGUUGGUCUAACAUAUAGAAAACUCCUUCAUGAUCAGUACAGCAAUUUAUUUUACAAGAAAUUUCUUAUUGUGUGAAUUUUGUUGACAUUUUUAUAAUGAUCAUGUAUUUGAAUAGUUCAGUUGUAAUGAUUAGAACAUUUUUAAGUUGAAUUGAUAGACUCUCAACUGAGGUUCAUAAUCAUAAAUUCAUGUUUUUCUCCUGGAAUUUGUACUUCAUCAUCAUUGCGUACAAUCAAUUCAUCUUACAUCAGCAUAUGUUUUACUUUAUCAUGUUCAACUUGUACUGGUGUUGCUGUUUUACUUCCGUUAAGUAUAAAGAAAUAAUCUAGGAAGCUAUGAUUUUAUAGAACGCUUAAUUAUAGAAAUGAAACUUGGUACAUACGUACCAGUCUGAAGUUGUUGAGUUCAAAAAGGAAAAAUACUGUCAUUUUAGUGUCAUUACUUUACCUACAUUUUGAUACAUUCACCAAUAAACUGCAUCAAAAUUUUAUCAUUAUCAUGAAACAUUGGAAAUUGAAAUUGUUGAUCAUGUUGAUAAUAACAUCUUAAAUUCAUCUGGAACCCAACAAACUUCAGCUGUAGUUGUAUUUAAGCAACUCUUGGUUACAUACACACAGAUACUAACAUAACUGCCUUUUUCAGAUUUAUAUUCUAUUUUGCCUUUAUUACAUAUGUUUGUAUGUUUUGUAUUUUGUAUCAGGUUUUGCUUGUUAUAGAUCAAAUGUGUACAUGUAUUUUGCCCAAAGUUUUCUCAUCAUCUCAUAGCUGGAGAGAACUUAACACAUGUUAAUUAGUCUCAAUUUGUAUGAAUUUUGUAUAUACACGUUAUUCUAAACUUAUUAAUAUUAGACAAAGUUGAUGUUUUGUUGAUAAAAAUAUUGACAAGUCUGCAGCUCCUUGUAAUAUGUAAAAUGAUGAUUGUACAUGUAUUAAUACCAUGAGAGCAAAUUUAUGAUAACUCUAUAUGAUAUUGUUGUACAGAAGUACUUUUUCUGUUGUCAUGUUCACAUGUGAAAGACAUUGUCAGAGAAAGGCAGUUAUAUAUAGAUACCACAUGAUUUCCGUGAGUAAAUAAAAAUCUUAACAAGA